Molecule: messenger RNA, 1578 nt
Organism: Loxodonta africana (African savanna elephant)
Lineage: Eukaryota; Metazoa; Chordata; Mammalia; Proboscidea; Elephantidae
Gene: SLC2A2
Product: solute carrier family 2 member 2
Exons: 11
Coding region: 1-1578 (525 amino acids)
Biological process (GO): D-glucose transmembrane transport
Cellular component (GO): brush border; membrane
Source: RefSeq, a predicted model, not a curated record
AUGACAGAAGAUAAGGUCACCGGGACUUUGGUUUUUACUGUUAUCACUGCUGUGUUGGGCUCCUUCCAGUUUGGAUAUGACAUUGGCGUGAUCAAUGCACCUCAACAGAUUAUAGUUGCCCAUUAUAGACACGUGCUGGACAUUCCACUGGAUGACCGAAAGGCUAUCAACAACUAUACUAUCAACAGUACUGAUGAAAUGCCUACAAUUCCAUACCCAAUGAACCCAACACCAACCUCUUGGGACAAGAAAGAUAGCGUGGCAUCUGAUGGCCUUAUCACCAUGCUCUGGUCCCUAUCUGUGUCCAGUUUUGCAGUUGGUGGAAUGAUAGCAUCCUUCUUUGGUGGGUGGCUUGGAGACACACUUGGAAGAAUCAAAGCUAUGUUGGUAGCAAACAGUCUGUCAUUGAUUGGAGCCCUGUUGAUGGGGUGUUCAAAGCUGGGACCAUCUCAUAUUUUUGUAAUUUCAGGAAGAGCCAUAUCAGGAUUCUACUGUGGGCUAAUUUCAGGUCUGGUUCCAAUGUACGUUGGUGAGAUUGCUCCAACCACGCUCAGGGGCGCUUUGGGUGCUCUUCACCAGCUGGCCAUCGUCCUGGGUAUUCUUGUUAGUCAGAUUCUUGGCCUGGACUUUAUCUUGGGCAAUGCUGACCUGUGGCACAUAAUGCUUGGUCUGUCUGCUGGUAGAGCCAUCCUCCAGUCUCUGCUGCUCUUCUUCUGUCCAGAAAGUCCCAGAUACCUUUACAUUAAGUUGGAAAAGGAAGUCAGAGCAAAGAAAAGCUUGAAAAAACUCAGAGGAUGUGAUGAUGUCACCAAAGACAUGAUUGAGAUAAGAAAAGAAAAGGAAGAAGCAUCAAACGAGCAGAAAGUCUCCAUAAUUCAGCUCUUCACCAGUUCUAGCUAUCGACAACCCAUUCUAGUAGCACUGAUGCUACACAUGGCCCAGCAAUUUUCUGGAAUCAACGGGAUCUUUUACUACUCAACCAGCAUUUUUCAGUCAGCUGGAAUCAGACAACCUGUUUACGCAACCAUUGGAGUUGGUGUUGUCAACACGGUUUUCACUGCUCUCUCUGUAUUCCUUGUGGAGAAGGCAGGGAGACGCUCUCUAUUUCUAAUUGGAAUGACUGGGAUGUUUUUCUGUGCCAUCUUCAUGUCGGUGGGACUCGUGUUACUGAAUAAGUUGACUUGGAUGAGUUACAUAAGCAUGACAGCCAUCUUCCUCUUUGUCAGUUUCUUUGAAAUUGGUCCAGGCCCAAUCCCCUGGUUCAUGGUGGCUGAGUUUUUCGGUCAAGGACCACGUCCUGCUGCUUUAGCAUUAGCCUCAUUCGGCAACUGGGCCUGCAAUUUCAUCAUAGGUCUGUGUUUCCCCUACAUUGAGGGCUUCUUUGGACCUUAUGUGUUUUUCCUCUUCGCUGGAGUGGUGCUAGUCUUUACCUUACUUAUAUUCUUUAAAGUUCCAGAAACCAAAGGAAAGUCCUUUGAAGAAAUUGCAGCAGAAUUCCGAAAGAAGAAGAGUGGCUCAUCCCAAGGGCCAAAAGCUGCUGUAGAAAUGGAAUUUCUUGGACCUCCAGACAGUGCAUGA